AUGUACGGUUCCGGCUUUUUCUUAUCUAGGGUGGAGAAUCAUCUCGCUAGAAAGCCAAUCAGAUUUACCAAGAGACAACAGCAACAACAGCAACAACAGCAGCAACAGCAGCAACAGGACAGUACGUCCACAGCUUCUACAAAUGAAACUGCAUCCACUUUGGAGUCUUCUUCAACUACUACUGUACCAGAUAUCCUCAAAGACAAGAUUGCUGAAUUUGCGCCAGGAUAUUCAUUUUAUAUCAAUCCUGUUUUAUCAUCUGGACAUACUCAAACGGCAUACGCGGCCAUUCCCAAAUUUGAAAAGGUUCAUCAAAUUUACUACAAGAGGCAAAUUUUAACCAUUGAAGAUAAACCAUACACCUUACCUACUGGUGAGAAAUUAAAGUAUGACCAAUGGGAAGGAUUAUCAACCGUUGCGAUAGAUUAUGCAUUUAAUGAAGCUAAUUUCCAACACGAUGCAAAUCAUUUACAGUAUAAACCAGUGAACCAAAGCGAUAAACUACCACCCAGAACUGAGUUUAAGAAUCCCGAACAAGAAUUCAUUACUGAUUCAGAUGAAAAGCCUUUGGUUAUCGUGUUACAUGGAUUAUCAGGUGGAUCCUACGAGGCUUAUGUUCGAGCAGUUUUGGAGCAAGCAGUUGAAGAUCCAUACGACUUCGAUGCCAUAGUGUUGAAUUCACGUGGAUGUGCAUGGCACACAAUAACCAGUCCUCAAUUAUACAAUGGGUUAUGGACCAAUGAUUUGCGUUAUUUGAUCAACGAGUUUGUGCUCAAGAAAUGGCCCCAUAAGCGUAUUUACUUGAUGGGGUUCUCCUUGGGUGGUGCUAUAAUUGCCAAUUACUUGGGUCAAGAAGCUGAUGCGGUUGCACCACAAAUUAAAGGAUCGGCGUUAUUUGGAACCCCAUGGGAUUUCCCUGAUUCUGCAUAUCAUUUGAGAGAAAGUAUAAUUGGAAAUCAGGUUUAUUCACCAACAAUGUGUCAAAACUUGGUCAAGUUGUUGCAACGUCAAGGUGAAUUAAUGAGUCAGUCACACGAAGUGGUUAAGCAAUACAAGUCGGAUCCCACCAAAUUUCAAUUGAAGUUUUUAGAUGAUUUUGAUGAUUAUUUUACAAGCCGAUUAUUUGGUUUGAAUUCAGCUAGUGAGUAUUACCGCUUGGCUUCACCAAUACAACGAUUGAUGAAGGUUAGAGUCCCCACUUUGAUUGUAAGCUCUAAGGACGACCCUGUGACUGGAUCUAGAUCCUUACCUUAUUCAGAGAUCAAGUUGAAUCCGUAUUUGACCAUGGUUAGUACAACCGUUGGAGGACAUUUGGGAUGGUUUACUUGGAAUGGAGGCAGGUGGUAUACAUCUCCCAUCUGUCAGUACUUGCAAGAGUUGGAUAAGUGGGAUGUUGAUAAAAACAGUAUUGAUAAGGAUGUGGAUUUGCCAAUGGAUAUCUCUCGUAGUUGGAAAUACGAUAGAUUGGUGGAUGAUAUGUUGGUGGGGUAG
This is a messenger RNA of Lodderomyces theae, 1491 nucleotides long. Its product is annotated as putative carboxylic ester hydrolase. Gene Ontology annotation, molecular function: acetylesterase activity; monoacylglycerol lipase activity. The transcript has a single exon. Lineage: Eukaryota; Fungi; Ascomycota; Pichiomycetes; Serinales; Debaryomycetaceae. Bases 1 to 1491 code for a protein of 496 amino acids. The record is from RefSeq and is a predicted model, not a curated record. Gene Ontology annotation, biological process: medium-chain fatty acid biosynthetic process; medium-chain fatty acid catabolic process.